Messenger RNA from Cavenderia fasciculata, 912 nucleotides. RefSeq names its product putative peroxisomal multifunctional enzyme 2 (gene mfeB). The record is from RefSeq and is a predicted model, not a curated record. The coding region runs from base 1 to 912 and encodes 303 amino acids. Gene Ontology annotation, cellular component: peroxisome. The transcript is spliced from 2 exons. NCBI's taxonomy places the organism in Eukaryota, Evosea, Eumycetozoa, Acytosteliales, Cavenderiaceae.
AUGACAGUUGAUGCACAAAAAGUAAAGAAACAUGUAUUCAGAGAUGUAGAAUACAACUUGACAGAAAAGGAUGUAGCAUUAUAUGCAAUUAGUAUUGGAGCAGACAAGAGUAACUUGAAGUUUGUGUAUGAACAAAAUGAACAGUUUUGUGCUAUUCCUUCGAUGGGUGUCGUAUUUCCCUACGAUAUAUUGUUACAGACAUUGGAUGGUUUUGAAGGAUUAGAGUUUGAUCCUAUGAUGUUAUUGCACGGUGAACAGUACAUGGAGAUCUUGUCACCUAUCCCAACCCGUGCUAAAUUGGUUACACGUGCCAAAGUUAACAAUCUACUUGACAAGGGUAGCGGUGCAUUACUAGUGGUCGACGCAAUCACCAGUGACAAGGAAACUGGUAAAGAUAUCGUAUUCAAUCAAUUCUCAUUAUUUAUUCGUGGUAUGGGUGGUUUCGAUCAGAAUAGAUCAUCGACUGCAAAGACUGCUACUACUACUACUGUCGACUUAUCAACUCCACCAAAAAAAGAAUGUGAUGCAAAGUUUAAUUACAAGACAUCAACAGAUCAAGCAAUACUUUAUAGAUUGGCAGGAGGUGAUUUAAAUCCAUUGCAUGUUGAUCCAGAAAUGUCUAAAUUGGGUGGAUUCGAUGUACCCAUUCUUCACGGUCUCUGUACAUUUGGUAUUGCCUGUCGUAGUAUACUUGCUCAAUAUUGUGACAAUGAUCCAAGCCGUUUCAAGAGUAUGCGUGUUCGUUUCUCCAAACAUGUAUUCCCAGGUGAAACCAUUCAAACUCAAAUGUGGACCAUACCACAAGCACCCAACAAGGUCAUAUUCAAUUCACUUGUUCUUGAAAGACCUGGUGCCUAUCCAUUAACUGGUGGUAUUGCCGAAAUUAUUCCAUCAUCAAAAUCUAAAUUAUAA